Cryptotermes secundus is the source of this 2534-nucleotide messenger RNA. RefSeq names its product beta-galactosidase-like. Gene Ontology annotation, cellular component: vacuole. The record is from RefSeq and is a predicted model, not a curated record. Lineage: Eukaryota; Metazoa; Arthropoda; Insecta; Blattodea; Kalotermitidae. Gene Ontology annotation, biological process: carbohydrate metabolic process. Gene Ontology annotation, molecular function: beta-galactosidase activity.
ACAUUGAAAGUACACGACAUUGAGUUGGGUUUCAUCUGUGAUGCUGAACAAGACAAGACAGCAGAUCCAAGCAGGUCCGCUACAGCGUUACAGUAAGCAGCUGGGCUUGAAGGAAGAUGGGCGUCUUUAGGUGGUACCUGUUCCUGUUUUCGCUCUUUCACUCUUCGUAUGCAGUAUCUACAAUUGAAGCACCACGCUCCUUCAGCAUUGAUUAUGAAAACAAUCAGUUCCUCCUAAAUGGAAAUCCAUUCCGAUAUGUGUCUGGAUCAUUGCACUAUUUUCGGGUGCCACGAGCUUAUUGGAGAGAACACUUGCGUAAACUGAGAGCUGCAGGGCUCAAUGCUGUUUCCACGUAUGUAGAAUGGAGUCAACACGAACCUUCACCAGGCCAUUUUGAAUUCUCUGGAGAGCUUGAUCUCCAACAUUUCAUUCAUUUGGCACAAGAAGAAGACCUCUUAGUUCUUCUUCGACCUGGUCCUUAUAUUUGUGCUGAGAGGGAUAUGGGAGGCCUCCCACCUUGGCUGCUUACUGUAAAACCUGACAUUUAUCUUCGUACUAAUGAUACAACCUAUAUGGAGUAUGCAGAGAGAUAUCUGAAUUAUUUGAUGAGCAGUGUACAAACACAGUUGUAUGGAAAUGGUGGACCAAUCAUCAUGGUUCAGAUUGAAAAUGAAUAUGGCAGUUACAAGGCAUGUGAUUCAAACUACACAGCUCGGCUUCGGGAUAUUGUUAAAAAUAUUGUGGGUAAUGCUGCUGUGCUAUACACUACAGAUGGAGCUGGAUCAUCAUAUCUUAGAUGUGGGAAAAUUGAAGGUGUAUAUGCAACUGUAGACUUUGGAACAGGUACAGACGUGGAUACAGCAUUUUUGGCCCAGCGGAUGUAUGAACCCCGUGGACCACUCAUAAACUCGGAGUUCUAUGCAGGCUGGCUGACUCACUGGGGAGAGGCACUCCAGAGAGUUGACACUGAUGCAAUAGUGAAAACUUUGGAUGCAAUGCUGGCACGCAAUGCUUCUGUUAACUUCUUCGUGUUUCAUGGAGGCACCAACUUUGGAUUCUUGGCAGGUGCCAAUUAUAUGAACAGCUACCAACCUCAGCUUACAUCUUAUGACUUUGAUGCCCCUAUCUCAGAGGCAGGAGAUCCUACGAACAAAUAUUUUGCUAUAAAGGAAGUCAUUGGCAGGUACCUGCCACUUCUUGAUAAUACAGAAAUUACUCCUGCACCAAAAGGUAAUUACAGCACGGUAUUAUUGAGCCCUGUUGCUCCUCUGCUGGAUCAGAACAUUAGGCAAAAGCUCGGCAAGGAGCCACUCAGAAGCCAGUUCCCCCUUACUUUUGAGGAAAUUGGUCAGCGAUAUGGGUUCGUGCUGUAUGAAACUAUACUAGCGUGGUCUGUGCCUGAUCCUGCAUUGUUCAGUAUUCCAGGUAUCAGCGACAGGGCAAUUGUGCUACUGGAUGAUGUGCCCAAAGGAAUUUUGAGUCGCAGUGAGAAGAUUACAUCAAUGCCUUUGUCAGUUUCUGAAGGUACAAAAAUCCAGGUUCUAGUGGAAAAUCAAGGACGUAUCAACUAUGGCUCCAUGAUCAACGAUUUCAAGGGGCUUGUAACCAAUGCAACACUCGGAGGUGAAGUGCUGGAAGACUGGAUAAUUACUGGAUUUCCCCUACAUGAUAUUUCAAGGCUCAGUGUCAGCAAUAAUGAUAAUUACACCUUCCAAGGUCCAGCAUUCUUCCAGGGUACAUUCACUCCCGAGUCUGAUUCUAAGCCACUUGAUACAUUUCUAGAUCCCACAGGAUGGGGAAAGGGAGUGGCAUUCAUUAAUGGUUUCAAUUUAGGACGCUACUGGCCAAUUCUUGGACCACAGGUGACGCUCUAUGUCCCAGGGUGCCACUUGAAGCCAUACCCAGAUCUUAAUGAGUUAAUAUUGUUGGAACUGGAGAAGGCAAACAGUCCACAAUAUAGUGUGAAUUUUGUACCAGAGCCAAUAUUGGACAAACAGCCACCAGUACAUACUCUGACUGAACAUACUGCAUACUUACCAGUGCCACCUCAGCUAAAUCAAGGACCAGCACCAGAGGCAAGUGUUACUGUGCUUCCAGUAUAAUGAACGUAACAUGGAAAAUGUAAACACUUCUCUUAUUAUUUUAACCUUUUCUGUGCUGCCUAGUCUAUUUAAGUUACUGUGUAUGUAAAUCUUCUAAUUUUCAUUGUCUGAAAACUGAAAAGGAUAAUUUGAAAUGUAAAGAGAUGGGGAGGUUUUUCUGGAUGAUAAAUGCUGCAACUGAAGCCAAUCACAGUGGAAAAGGUUACAUUAAAAAUAAAGAAGUUAUGGACAGUAUAUAUGCUCAUGUAACGUUGAUUCAUCAAGCAGGGCUACAAAUAUUGCAAGCUGUCAGAAGUUAAUUCCCAGAGCAAUAAAAAGGGAACAAAACAACACAAACUUCUGAAAGCUCUAAGUAUAUACAUAAGGGGAAUGUGGAUUACUGUCAGUCAUGUGUGGAAGGUUAAUACAAUAAAUAUAUCUUCUACAAUAAGA